AUGACAGAUGAGGCUGCAUUGGCUCCUCCUGUUCCCCCGCCUGCUCCUGUGCCUUCUGCGUGUGCCCCUGCUGCGACAGUCGUUGGUCCGUCUGAUGCCGUCCCUGCCGCUCCGCCUGUUGGCGUCGCGCAGGCGGAUGUUGCUGGUAGCGUGGCGACGCAAUCGGUGGAGUCCGCCACCUCUGACGUCCCGGGCCAGGCAGCGCUCCCUACCGCUCCCGCUCUUCCAACUGCGGCGACACCCGUGCUGCCUCCGCCCACGCUGGCAGGUCCCGCUCCUGCGCUGCCUGAGGCUGCUCCCCCGGCUCAGCGUCAGCCGUCUCCGGGCCGCCGUCAGCAGCGGCCUCACUCCCCUGCACCACGUGACGAGCCGGAGACAUCAAAGCGGCGCCACGAUUCUCCUCGGCGUCGCGGCUCCCAGGCGAACUGUGCAGCGCCCCGCGGCGGGCAUGGUGGCUGGUGGGGGCAGCCCCAUCGCGGUGGCGGCUGGGCGUAUGAUCAGCCGGUGACGAUGGCAGAUCUGCAGCGCGCUGUUUCCGCUGCGGUGCGCGAGGAGCGGAACGGGCAGGCAAGCCAGAGCAACUCGCCGGUGUCGCUCCGACCCCUGCAGCUCCUCCUCCAGCUGCGCCCUCCGUGCCGGCAGCUCCUCGUCCCCGUGCGGCUGUUCCUCCUCCCCUUGCUCCAGCUGCAUCGACCCCCGCCCCAGAUAGUCACCUUCGGCUGCCAUCCCCGCCCCGCGUCCGUAGGUGCUGCGCACCCGUUCCAGGCGCUAGUUGGGCCUCAACAUACGGCUGAGGUGUAUGGUCACGCCGCCCUUUCCCAGGGUGACUCACUGAUGGGCGGCCCCCGAGACGAAUGUCUUGAUGCCGCUGAUCGUCUCGCCGAGCUGCUGGCGCCCGUGUUAGCUGCGCCCGCGCGGGGAGGGCUUGCGAAGUUUGGGCAGCUGGGUUCGGCUGUCCGUGGGCUGCGCCAGUUUUUGCACGCAGGGACUAGAUCCGGGGCGAUCGCCACAGCCACGGUGUUGGUGCGGGAGCUGCAUCGCUCGAUGUCGGGCCUGCUUGUUGUUUUUUAUGCGGAUCGGAUGUAG
Closterium sp. Naga37s-1 is the source of this 1086-nucleotide messenger RNA. Lineage: Eukaryota; Viridiplantae; Streptophyta; Zygnematophyceae; Desmidiales; Closteriaceae. The record is from the annotation of a GenBank genome assembly.